This is a messenger RNA of Symbiodinium pilosum, 3500 nucleotides long. The record is from the annotation of a GenBank genome assembly. NCBI's taxonomy places the organism in Eukaryota, Dinophyceae, Suessiales, Symbiodiniaceae.
UCGUGCUAGUUGACGAUGUGCUGGUUGACGACGUAGUGGUAGAAGAGCUGGUAGUGGAUGAUGUGCUUGUGCUGCUGGAAGACGUGCUGGUUGAUGUGGUGCUGCUGGAUGAAGUACUUGUAGAUGAUGUGCUGGUUGUCGAGGUGCUGGUAGAGGUUGUGCUGCUAGAUGUGCUACUUGUUGAGGUCGUGCUUGUGCUGCUAGAAGACGUACUCGUUGAUGUGGUGCUGCUGGAGGAAGUGCUUGUUGAUGACGUGCUUGUUGAAGUUGAACUUGUAGAGGAGCUAGUUGUGGAAGUGGUGCUAGUGCUACUGGAAGAAGUGGUUGUUGACGAUGUGCUUGUUGAAGAGGUACUUGUUGAGCUCGUGCUUGUUGAGGUGCUACUGGUGGAUGAACUCGUGCUUGACGUGGUGCUUGUGCUGGUGGAUGAUGUACUUGAUGUAGUGGUACUGCUGGAAGACGUGCUCGUGGAUGAAGUACUGCUUGAAGUCGUACUGCUUGUAGAACUUGUAGUGGAUGUACUACUGGUGCUGCUGGACGUGGUGCUUGUGGAUGACGUGCUUGUGGAAGAGGUGCUUGUGGACGUCGUACUGGUGGAGGAGCUAGUGGUUGAAGAGGUACUGGUGCUGCUAGAAGAUGUGCUGGAAGAUGUGGUACUAGUUGAAGACGUGCUGGUUGACGAGGUGCUGGUAGAAGUUGUGCUUGUUGAGGAAGUACUGCUGGAAGAAGUGGUGCUUGUGGAGCUCGUUGUGGAAGAUGUACUGGUCGAACUGCUGGUAGUGGAACUACUGGUGGAGGUGGACGUGGACGUGGUACUUGUGGAGGUAGUGCUGCUUGAAGAGCUUGUCGUAGAAGAGGUGCUCGUGCUGCUGGAGGAAGUGCUUGUGGAAGUGGUGCUGGUCGACGACGUGCUGGUCGACGAACUUGUAGUGGAGGACGUGCUUGUGCUGCUGGAAGUUGUGCUUGUAGAUGUGCUGCUUGUUGAUGAAGUGCUAGUUGUCGAACUAGUCGUGGAAGUGCUACUGGUGCUGCUGGAAGACGUGCUUGUAGAUGAUGUACUGGAGGACGAUGUGCUACUUGAGCUCGUGCUGGUGGAAGUGCUGCUAGUAGAUGAGGUGCUUGUUGAAGUACUGCUAGUACUUGUGGAUGAUGUGCUUGUGGACGAUGUGCUUGUAGAUGAAGUGCUUGUGGACGUCGUACUGGUUGAGGUUGUGCUGCUUGUGGAACUGCUGGUGGAUGUGCUGCUGGUGCUGCUUGAAGAUGUGCUGGUGGAAGACGUACUGGUCGAUGAUGUGCUUGUGGACGACGUGCUUGUGGACGUCGUGCUGCUGGAGGAGCUGGUGGUUGAAGAGGUGGUGGUACUGCUCGAAGAUGUGCUUGAAGAAGUGGUACUAGUGGAUGACGUGCUGGUUGAUGAAGUGCUGGUUGAUGAAGUGCUCGUUGAAGAGCUGCUUGUGGAUGAUGUUGUCGUGCUGCUGGAGGAACUCGUUGUGGAAGUGGAGCUUGUUGAAGACGUGCUAGUCGAGCUUGUGGUGGAAGAGCUGGUCGUCGACGUGCUUGUGGAGGAGGAGCUGGUAGUCGUGGUGCUACUGGAGGAGGUGCUGGUAGAAGAGCUCGUUGUUGACGUGGUGCUCGUGCUGCUCGAGGAUGUGCUCGUGGACGAAGUACUUGUGGAAGAAGUGCUUGUGGAGGACGUGCUUGUGGACGAGGUGCUGGUAGAGGAUGAGCUCGUCGAUGACGUGCUAGUGGACGUUGUGCUAGUGGAGGUCUUGGUGGUGGAUGUUGUCGUGCUGCUGCUGGAAGUCGAGCUAGAUGAAGUUGUACUAGUUGAAGAUGUGCUGGUCGAUGUUGUGCUAGUGGAGGUUUUGGUUGUUGAAGUUGAAGAUGUACUGGAUGAGGUAGAUGUGGUGGAAGACGUGCUUGACGAAGAUGUGCUGGUGGAGGUCGUGCUUGUGGAAGUACUGCUAGUACUCGAGCUACUUGUUGAAGUUGAGCUUGUGCUUGUGGACGAUGUGCUUGUAGAUGAAGUGCUUGUGGACGUUGUACUGGUUGAGGUUGUGCUGCUUGUGGAACUGCUGGUGGAUGUGCUGCUGGUACUGCUUGAAGAUGUGCUGGUGGAAGAGGUACUCGUCGAUGACGUGCUUGUGGACGACGUACUUGUGGACGUCGUGCUGCUGGAGGAGCUAGUGGUUGAAGAGGUGGUGGUACUGCUCGAAGAUGUGCUUGAAGAAGUGGUACUAGUGGAUGACGUGCUGGUUGAUGAAGUGCUGGUUGAAGAGCUGCUUGUAGAGGAGGUACUGGUAGAUGUUGCUGUCGUCGAAGUUGUGCUGCUUGAAGUCGUACUGGUCGAAGUCACACUGGUUGAGGUGCUGCUUGUGGAAGAACUGCUGGUGCUGCUGGAUGUCGUGCUCGUGGAAGAUGUGGUGGAAGAUGAUGUGCUCGUGGACGAGCUUGUUGUGGAAGAAGUGCUGGUGCUACUGGAAGAUGUACUCGUGGAAGUGGUGCUGGUCGACGAUGUGCUACUUGAGGUUGUACUGGUUGAUGAACUUGUGGUGGAUGAGGUGCUCGUACUGCUAGAAGAUGUGCUGGUGGAUGUGCUACUCGUUGAUGAUGUGCUUGUAGUCGAGGUGCUGGAAGAAGUCGUGCUGCUGGAUGUGCUGCUUGUUGAAGUGCUUGUUGAACUCGUGCUGGUGGAGGUGCUAGUAGAGGAAGAGCUGCUGCUUGAAGUCGUACUGCUUGUAGAACUUGUAGUGGAUGUACUACUGGUGCUGCUGGACGUGGUGCUUGUGGAUGACGUGCUUGUGGACGACGUGCUUGUGGACGUCGUGCUGCUGGAGGAGCUAGUGGUUGAAGAGGUAGUGGUGCUGCUGGAAGAUGUGGUGGAAAAUGUGGUGCUAGUUGAGGAGGUGCUGGUUGAGGAGGUGCUGGUAAAAGUUGUGCUUGUUGAGGAAGUACUGCUGGAAGAAGUGGUGCUUGUGGAGCUCGUUGUUGAAGACGUUUUGCUUGUCGAGCUCGUUGUGGAAGUGGUACUGCUUGAGGAGCUCGUUGUAGAGCUUGUGCUCGUGCUGCUUGACGAUGUGCUGCUUGAGGAGGUGGACCUGGACGUGCUACUUGUGGAGGUAGUGCUGCUCGAAGACGUGGAAGACGUGCUUGUGCUGCUGGAAGUUGUGCUUGUGGAGGUGCUGCUUGUUGAUGAAGUGAUAGUUGUCGAACUAGUCGUGGAAGUACUGCUUGUACUGGUGGACGAUGUGCUUGAAGACGACACACUGGUUGAAGUUGUGCUGCUUGUGGAACUGCUGGUGGAUGAACUGAUGGUGGUGGUGGAAGACGCGGUGGUCGAGGAUGUGGUUGUGGACGUCGCACUGGUAGAUGAACUGAUGGUGGUGGUGGAAGACGCAGUGGUCGAGGAUGUGAUUGUGGACGUCGCGCUGGUGGUGGAAGAUGCAGUGGUCGAAGAUGUGAUUGUGGACGUCGCACUGGUGGAUGAACUAAUGGUGGUG